Messenger RNA from Hippocampus comes (tiger tail seahorse), 2587 nucleotides. Its product is annotated as kazrin-A-like. The coding region runs from base 273 to 1040 and encodes 255 amino acids. Lineage: Eukaryota; Metazoa; Chordata; Actinopteri; Syngnathiformes; Syngnathidae. The transcript has 5 exons. The record is from RefSeq and is a predicted model, not a curated record.
CUCUCAUGCACACACUCAGUCGCACUAAUGAGCAAGCCUUGAGCUACCCAGCAGCGCUGAUCUCUCGUCAGCCCGGGCCACAGCGAAGCAUCAGAGGCAGCGAGACACGAGGCUGAUCUGCAGUCGGCCGGCCACAAAGCAAAAGGGGAGAUAUUGCGAGAUAAAUUAGUCCGUCGGGGAGGAAGGGAGUUGAUCCGCCCGCAACUGCCGCCCUGCACUUUUCUUUCCUUCUUUCUUCUACCGAGGACCGCUUUUCCUCCCCGCAUCCGGCCAUGGAGGAGACGCUCACCUGCAGCCGAAGCCCCUUCUCUCAGGUGUUUGGGCGCCAGGGUCAGCUCAUGCAAGCCACGGUGCAGUCCCUGAACAGCUUGAACGAUCAGAUCGCAAGUUUCAUCGUGACAGGACCCAAGUCACUUGAGCAGGAUGAUAACGUAUAUCGUCCCCCCGAGAAGGAGACGCUGCAGAAGUCAAUGACCUUGAUGAGGCACCUCCUCGUGGAUGCUCAGGCAAAAAUCCUGAAAAUGAUGGAUGACAACAAGCAGCUGGCUCAGCGCAUCGACGGGGCCAUUCAGUCUGCCAGCCAGGAGGUGACCAACUUGCGCUCGGAACUGAGCGCCACCAGCCGCAGACUGACCGAGCUGGGGGCCGCUGACCCUUCCGGCAGCAUGCUUGAGACCCUGCAGCACAAUCACAACGAUACACCUCUGCACACGAGGCAGAAGACUCCCUCCACUGACCUGUGCUACACAAGUGAAAUCAGCAGUCUGAUGGACUUCAACUCUCCUGAUGCCUCCCUGGACAAAGUUCUACUUCGCGAGGAAGUGGCCCAACUGCAGGAAGAGGUGCACCUGCUGCGCCAGAUGAAGGACAUGUUGAGUAAGGACCUGGAGGAGAGCCAAGGAGGAUGUUCGGCCGACGUGCUUUCUGCCACCGAGCUCCGCGUGCAGGUGGCCCAAAAGGAGCAGGAGCUGGACCGAGCCAAGGAGGCUUUGCAAGGUCAGAACUUCAGAAGGGCAGCAACUAGCUGUGUGUGCUCUUGAAAAUGCACAAUAACGUCAACCUUAUGAACUGCUGUCAUCUCAUUGUCACGGUAAUUAAAUAUAAAGAGUCGGGCUCCCCUUCAUUACUUGAAAUGGUUGAAUUGACGAUAUCAAAGAGAUUAGUUUACGCUAUAUAUUUAUUACUGUGGUUUUAGCGCACAUCAACAGAGUUCCUCUUCGUUGAUGAGGUUUGCUGCAGUACAUCCUACUGUGCAUUAAAGUUCAAUGCUUAAAAGAGAAUUAAGAAUUGCCUGCGGAGUGUCUAUUUAUUUUUUAUGACCAGAUCUGAAAGCAGGGGAUUAUUUUCAUGUCCCUAUAAUGAGAAUGAGAUGUUAACUGCUGCAUAUUGGUCGUAUUAUGGACCGCCGCUUCGUGUUUUGGCCUGUGAGGUGCUGCUGCAGUUCACUGAGACACGUGUGCAAUGGUUUCAAAUUUCAGUUCUUUUUUUUUUUUGUUUUUUUUUUUUUGUUUAGUAAGGCUGGAAACACUCAAAUGUUAAGAUUUUUUUGUUUUGUUUUUGUCCUCUUUCUCUCUCUCAGGCUCUGCAUAUGAUUUUAUAUUGUAAUUUAUUUUUUAGCAUUGUGAUAAAUGCAAGACAGCUAUUGGUCUGUAUGCCGACGUGACUGUUAAAAAUACUUUUGGCAGUUGUGUCAAGCAGUGGUUGCCAGAGUUUAUACAACAAUGAUGAUGAUGAUGAUGCAACCACCGGGAUGUGAAAAUCAACUCAUAAGUUACUGGACUGUGUCUUUACUUGACAGUUCAUUUGGACUUGUAUCAUACACGAAAUCUUUGCACUGGGAAGGAAUGUAAAAGUCUCCCGACUGACGAAAGACCAAUCCCGCAAUGUUGUGACAGUAAUCAGCUGCUCAUAAAAGCUUCAAGAAGGGGAAUUUGGUAUGGCUUACAAGGUCCGGAAAUGUCAAGCGAGGGGGGGUAGGGUGGGGGGGCUGUUUACCAUGAAAACAGCGUGUGAAAGAAGGCAACAGGAAAUUGUCAGUUUGUUGGGGGUAACUUUUACGCAUUAACUGUGGAAGUUGUUUCUUUUUCUGGGGAUGGAUCGUCUUUGGAGAAAAAGAGAACUGGCAUGAACGAGGAAAAAUAUGACAAUGUUAUCGCAAUAUUUGUGUUUUACAUGCCGUAUGUUCAUUCGGUGAUAUGAAUAAAAAUUGUUGUUAAACUUCAGCUUGAUAAUUUGAACAGCAUAACAAAGUAUACAAUUCAUAUAUCCGUGUGUCAUUGACGUGUUUACACUGUGUUACAUGUUCGUGUUUUUUUUUCUAUAAAUGAUCAGACUGUAUUAGACGUCCUAGUUGGCGGGCAUUUUAUUGGAAAUGGCUACAACGAAAUACCGUUCUAAUGUACAGAUCCGUUAUGUAGGUACGUUGUAACGAGGUUCGACCGUAUAGGUAAACAAUUUUAAACGGUAGAGGAUUCUCGGUGCACUCAGAAAAAAAAUAAUCGUUUCUUUAUUACCUUGAAAUGAAUGCUGCGGGGUCAGGAAUCCGUAAUAACCAGUGGAAGCUAUGGCGCUCCUUAUUCGUAUUCUU